Messenger RNA from Hymenoscyphus albidus, 955 nucleotides. NCBI's taxonomy places the organism in Eukaryota, Fungi, Ascomycota, Leotiomycetes, Helotiales, Helotiaceae. The record is from the annotation of a GenBank genome assembly.
AUGGGAACCCGAGGUAGGGGCGAUAGGCUCUCGCCAAUACAGGAUGAAGAAAUUGAGAUACCUUCCAUAGCACCACGUCAAAGACGAGGAAAUGCUACCUCCAGGUUUUCGAGUUAUGUUGAUGUUUUUGGUCAACCCGCUGAGGAACGACGACCUGGCGCACCACGAAUAAACUCCAGAUCCCAAUUUCCUCGCUGCGUUGAAGAAGAAGAUGAACCCUCCGCUUCACGUAUAGACUCCAGGGUCAGAAUACAGGGUCCCCUCCACAAUAUUGCUCAACCAGCCAGAAGCCGCCAACCAACCCCCUUUCCACGAAUCCCAACACGGGGGAACUUGAACCUUCGUUUCCCCGUGCAAACCAAGAUCACAACGACCACUCGAACCUUCUCCAGAACACAUAUGCCUCAUCCCCAAACCCGACCAUCAGGGACUCCAUACUCGCCGUCUUUCGAGCAAGAAUCUAAUCCCUUUCGAACGCGGCCGUCCUCGCCUAUUAGCCGAGCUCCACGGAAUAUUCCAAAUAUUGCGAGGCCAGGGGGGAUUCACGGCCCAAUCUCAGAGUCGGAUGAUCAAUACUCGCCUUCAAUAGACCAGGACGAGGACGAAGUACCUAACACCCCUCAAGUCCACCAUCGACCAUUGUCACCUUCCAGCCGACCUGGACCGAGGACUCCAAUUCUAUCAAGACCACUAGACUCCCGUCCACAAACCCCAGAAUCAGAUCCUGAAUCACCUCCAUCUCCUAGCCAGGACCAAGUACCCAACCCCGUUCCAUCGUUGCCAUCCUCCAGCCGGCCCCAAUUUCCCCAAAAGGUGCAAACUGCUUCAAGACUAGGUGAUACUCACCAUCCAAUCCCACACCCAGGUCCUCAACACCCGUCAACUAACUUACCCCUCGCCCAUUCCUCGUCCCCACCACUUACCAGAGAUCCCGCUUCACAACGCUCGUUAUUAA